AUGGUAUCGCUUGAACAGGCUUUCGAAGAGGCCUGUAACACCGGCAAAAUCCCACAUGCUGUGCUCGCAUCUUCGAACAAGGACGAGAGCUUCACGUACCUCAGAGCGUUUGGUUUCAAAACUCUCUCCGAAGAACCCAAACAAGCCAUCAAAAAUGAUGAUAUCAUGAUGAUCUUCUCAUUGACAAAACGCAUGACUUCAAUCGCAGCUUUGCAAUGUGUCGAACGUAGCUUGAUCCAGCUGGACGAUGACGUCGCUCAGAUAUUGCCUGAUUUGGCAGCAUUGGAGAUUCUGGAGGGCUACAAUUCCGACACAAGAGACCAUCUUCUUACUCACUCGUCCGGCCUCAUUUACGAGGGCUUGAGUCCCCUGCAUCGACAAUAUAACAAAGCUAUGGGCCGACCGAAGGCCCUGGACGGUCCCACCAUCACAACCCGUUACACCAGUCCUCUCCUUUUCGAGCCUGGGACCAGCUGGGGGUACGGAACCGGCCUCGACUGGGCGGGUUUGCUCGUCACGCGUCUGACAAAAAUGAAUCUUGAAGAAUACAUGAAAGAACAUAUCUGGAGUCCCCUGGGAAUUCACGAUGCAACAUUUUGGCCAGAGAAGAAUCUAGAUCUCAGCAAGCGUAUUGCUGAGAUGGCUCUUCGUGACCCCCCCCCGCCGUUGCUGACGCCAAGGGGAAAAUUAUUCCUUAUGCCGGGCCUUCUAUGCUUGGAACUUACACUGAAGAAAUGGAUUUUAAAGAGCAUUCUUGUUGAUGACGGCAAGCUGCUGAGUCAGAGAAUGGUAGAAAUGAUGUUCACGCCUCAGCUCUCAUCCCAAAGCCGAGCAGCUAUUCAAAAAGUAUUUAGUAUCAGAGAAGCCAGCAGGAACUAUAUUGCAGAAUAUAUUGAAACUGCUCCAUAUGACUGGGGAUUGGGAGGUAUGUUGACGUUGGACAACGUUGGCUGGGCAAGACGCAAAGGAACCAUGACAUGGAGUGGAUUACCAAAUUUGUUUUGGUUCAUCGACCGCGAAGCCGAUCUCUGCGGUGUUUACGGUGGGCAAGUGCUCAUGAAUGGUGAUCCACAGACGUUCUGA
Messenger RNA from Coccidioides immitis RS, 1083 nucleotides. RefSeq names its product beta-lactamase. The transcript is spliced from 5 exons. The coding region runs from base 1 to 1083 and encodes 360 amino acids. NCBI's taxonomy places the organism in Eukaryota, Fungi, Ascomycota, Eurotiomycetes, Onygenales, Onygenaceae. The record is from RefSeq and is a predicted model, not a curated record.